This is a messenger RNA of Bipolaris zeicola 26-R-13, 1893 nucleotides long. RefSeq lists its product as uncharacterized. Gene Ontology annotation, biological process: macroautophagy; piecemeal microautophagy of the nucleus; neutral lipid catabolic process. The transcript has a single exon. Lineage: Eukaryota; Fungi; Ascomycota; Dothideomycetes; Pleosporales; Pleosporaceae. The record is from RefSeq and is a predicted model, not a curated record. The coding region runs from base 1 to 1893 and encodes 630 amino acids. Gene Ontology annotation, molecular function: glycerophospholipase activity.
AUGCGACAACGACCGCUGUGUGCCUCGGCAUCGCGCAUCGCGGCCUCGUUCCUGCUUUCGUUCCUCGCCGCAUGCAUCAGUAGCGCCGCUGAGGUACCCAUCCUGCCGCCGUCGCCUAUCCCUUCCAGUACCCACAGCGGUGACAAGGAGUUCUCGCUGCGGCAUGUUUUCCACCGUGGCACAUACAAGUAUCCAGACCUGCACAGGCGGCUCGAUGUUCCUGAGCAGGCGGCAGUAUGGAUGGCCGCCGAUGCGCAUUCGACCGACCGCGAGCCAGUGCCACGGCUGCGCAUCAAGUCCGAGGCCAUGACGAUACAGAGAUUAGCAGACAGGAGCAAAGAGACGAUUGAUGGUAUCCUUGAAUGGGGCAGAAAGACUGGAAGAGCUGUGCAGCUUGCAGAGGAAGACUGGACCAUGGACGAGAUUGCGGGUCCGAAUGUAACGGAUAGAGAGACGGUCCUCAGCUUCGCGCGCAUGGCCUCCAACGCCUACAUACUCGAGCCCAACACCGGGGAAUGGGAAGACGUUGGCGGGGGGUUCAACUACACAGAAGACUUUGGGUGGGAGUCGGAUGGCCUGCGAGGUCACAUCUUCGCCGACACGGAGAACUCGACUGUGGUCAUUGGCCUCAAAGGCACCUCGCCCGCCAUGUUUGACGGUUCUGAGACGACGACCAACGACAAGAUCAACGAUAAUUUGUUCUUUAGCUGCUGCUGCGGCCAAGGCGGGCAGUACCUGUGGCGCCAAGUGUGCGACUGCCAAACAUCUGCGUAUACGUGCAACUCGACAUGCCUUGUCAGUGCCCUGCGGGAGAAGAACCGCUACUACUAUGCGGCGCAGGACUUGUACCACAAUGUUACGGCACUGUAUCCCCAUGCGGAGAUCUGGAUGGCGGGCCAUUCUCUGGGCGGUGCCGUGGCUUCGUUCCUGUCUCUGACGUUCGGGCAUCCAGCCGUGACGUUUGAGGCGGUGCCAGAGGCCAUGCCAGCCUCGCGCCUGGGCCUGCCAGUACCACCGGGCCAUCAAAUUGGGUCGCUGCAGCAGCGGAAGUACACGGGAGGGUUUCACUUUGGACACACGGCAGACCCGAUAUACAUGGGCACGUGCAACUCGGCCACGAGUGCGUGCACAAUCGGUGGAUAUGCCCUGCAGAGCGUGUGCCAUACCGGACACAAGUGCGUGUACGACACGGUCAGAGACUUUGGUUGGCGCGUAGGCAUUGGCACACACAAGAUUGUCGAGGUGAUUCGAGAUGUAAUUCUCAAAUAUGACACGCCGCCAAAGUGCGAGGCCUAUGUCGACUGCACCGAUUGCUUCAUGUGGGAGUACUUUGAGAGCAACGGCACCGAGACUACAACGACGAGCUCGAAGCCUACAGCAACAUCGACGUCAAGCCGAACCACACGGACAAGAACCGAGACGUGCAAAACGCCGGGGUGGUGGGGAUGCCUGGAUGAAUCCACGACAAAGCAGCCACAUAGCAAGACGACGGUUACCACAACAGUCACGACAACAACGUGCAAGACGCCAGGGUGGUUUGGAUGCAAGGAUGAGGUGACCAAGACAAAGACCAUGACGUACACGACGACGGCCGCGCCCGUACCCUCUGUGACUACGACUUCGUCUGCACCGACUUCAACCUCAUCGUGCAAGUAUCCAGGCUGGUUUGGCGAUUGCCUCGAUGGCGACGAUCCACCUACCAAGACGCACCACAAGCACAAGCUCAAGUCCAAGUUGAAGCCAACGCAGACGUCCACUUGGACGCCAACACCUACGGCGACCAGCACAUUGUGUACUUCCGAGGGCUUCUUUGGACUCAUUUGUUACGACAAGUCUACAAAGCACAGGACAAGCACCUCGACAGAAGCGACGAGCGAUAGAAUGGAGAUGUAG